UAAUAAAGCAGCUAGCUAAAAAGCAAGCACAUUGCUAGUGCACAAAACCAGAAACUUCUCUCUUCUUUGAUCUCUGUGCUUUUCCACCAUAAAUAUCUAAGAGAGAUUGAGAAAAAAGUGUUUGAAUUUAGAUUCUUCUUCCCAAAAGAAACAAAACCCAUUUGCCAAAAAACAAUUUUUUCUCCACAGACGAGCAAAAUGGGAGGUUCCAAAAUCUGCAAACCACCAUUUUCCUUCACUUUCCUGCUCUUUCUCACUCUCUCAUGGACUACCCAAACGACCCAUUUCGUCUCCGGUCAACAGCAACAACAACAACAACCCAUCAAAACCAUUGUCGUUUUGGUGAUGGAGAACCGCUCCUUCGAUCACAUGCUGGGGUGGAUGAAGAAAUCCGUGAACCCAAACAUCAAUGGCGUCACUGGUGAAGAAUGCAAUCCCGUUUCCACCAAAACCCAGAAACCCGGAACGAUUUGCUUCACCGACGAUGCCGAGUUCGUCGAUCCGGAUCCCGGGCACUCUUUCGAGGCCGUUGAGCAACAGGUAUUUGGCUCUGCUUCAGUUCCCUCCAUGACUGGUUUUGUUGAGCAAGCUUUGUCCAUGUCUCCCAACCUCUCGGAAACUGUCAUGAAAGGAUUUAGACCCGGAUCCGUACCCGUUUACGAGGCUUUAGUCCGAGAAUUUGCUGUUUUCGAUAGAUGGUUUUCUUCCAUUCCCGGUCCAACACAACCCAAUAGGCUAUUUGUUUACUCCGCAACUUCUCAUGGCUCAACAAGCCAUGUCAAGAAGCAAUUGGCUCAAGGGUACCCACAAAAGACCAUAUUUGAUUCUGUUCAUGAGAAUGGUUUGGACUUUGGGAUUUACUUUCAGAACAUACCCACAACCUUGUUUUAUAGGAAUUUGAGGAAACUGAAGUACAUUUUUAAGUUUCAUCAGCUUGAUUUGAAGUUUAAGAAGGAUGCUAGGAAUGGGAAGCUCCCAAGCUUGACCGUGAUUGAGCCGAGAUACUUUGAUCUCAAGGGCUUGCCGGCGAACGACGAUCAUCCGUCUCAUGAUGUUGCCAAUGGGCAGAAGUUGGUUAAGGAGGUUUAUGAGACGUUGCGGGCGAGUCCUCAGUGGAAUGAGACGCUUUUGGUGAUUACUUAUGAUGAACAUGGUGGAUUCUUUGACCAUGUCAAGACUCCUUAUGUCAAUGUUCCUAGCCCGGAUGGGAACACUGGCCCUGCGCCCUCUUUCUUCAAGUUUGAUAGGCUCGGAGUUCGUGUGCCGACGAUUAUGGUCUCUCCUUGGAUCAAGAAAGGGACUGUUGUAAGUGGCCCAAAGGGACCAACACCAGAUUCACAGUUCGAGCAUUCUUCAAUUCCUGCCACCAUCAAGAAGAUGUUCAACCUCCGCUCUAACUUCUUGACGCACAGAGAUGCAUGGGCCGGGACAUUCGAAAAUGUCGUUAGCGAAUUGACUUCUCCCAGAACUGACUGCCCUGAGACAUUGCCGGAUGUGACACCUCUGAGGACCACAGAAGCGAAAGAAAACAGUGGAUUAUCCGAGUUCCAAGGCGAGGUAGUACAGCUGGCUGCGGUUCUCAAUGGUGACCACUUCUUGAGCAGCUUCCCGGACGAAAUGAGCAAGAAGAUGAGCGUGAAGGAAGCUCAUGAGUAUGCGAAAGGUGCGGUUUCGAGGUUCAUAAGAGCAAGCAAGGAGGCCAUCAAGUUGGGGGCAGAUGAGUCAGCAAUUGUAGAUAUGAGAUCAUCACUCACAACCAGAUCCUCCAUCCACAACUGAAAUUGGAUCUUUCAACCUUCAUAUUUAUAUACCACAUAUGUUAGGUGAUGGUGUCCCUUAUAAGAGAGUUUAGGUAUUUGUGUAUUCUUAUUGAAAAUGUGAUGGUUUGCAAUAAAAGUCGAGCAAAGUAAGCGGGUUGGAGAGCUUUAUUCUUGGUUA
Molecule: messenger RNA, 1938 nt
Organism: Morus notabilis
Lineage: Eukaryota; Viridiplantae; Streptophyta; Magnoliopsida; Rosales; Moraceae
Product: non-specific phospholipase C6
Exons: 3
Coding region: 199-1779 (526 amino acids)
Biological process (GO): phospholipid catabolic process
Molecular function (GO): hydrolase activity, acting on ester bonds
Source: RefSeq, a predicted model, not a curated record